AUGGAGAGAGCUGUGGUGCAAAUCACCCUUUUUGGGCUGCUGCUGGCUUUGGCCACCACACAACUAAACAAGGGCAACUGGGAUAUCUACAGCUUUCACAUCAACUCAACAGUGACCAGUCGUUAUGCAACCACUGUCAUCACAAGCCGCGUGGCCAACCGUAUGAACGAGUCAAAGGAAAUAGAAUUUCAGGUCCGGAUUCCCAAGAACGCCUUCAUCAGUAAAUUCAGAAUGUUUAUCGAUGGCCAAGUCUACGAUGGUGUUGUGAAAGGCAAAGAGAAAGCUCAGCAGCAGUACACUGAGGCUGUGUCCCGUGGCCAAAGUGCUGGGCUUGUCAGUUCUGUAGGAAGGACCCUGGAGGAAUUUAAGACCUCUGUGACCGUGGCUGCUCACAAAAAGGUCACCUUUGAACUCACAUAUGAGGAGCUGCUGAAACGCAGGCUUGGCAAGUACGUGCUGCAGAUCCACGCUCGACCCAUGCAGCCUGUCAAAGACUUCAAGGUUGAUGUGUACAUUAAUGAGAAAGCAGGCAUCAACUUCAUGAAGGUUAAGGGAGGUCUGAGCACCAACGUGCUGGCUACUGCUAUCACCAGAACACAAGUGGACAAACAGGCGUGGGUGUAUUUCUACCCGACAGAGGAACAACAGAAAACGUGUGACAGCUGUGGAGAGGAGGGUAUGAAUGGAGAUCUGGUUGUUGUUUAUGACGUCAACAGGAACCCCUCACUGGGAGACAUCAAGAAAUCUCGUGGCUACUUUGUUCAUCACUUUGCUCCAUCGAGUCUUGUCAGCAUACCAAAAAAUGUUGUCUUCGUUAUUGAUCAAAGUGGAUCAAUGCACGGCAGAAAAAUGAAACAGACCCGGAUAGCAUUAUUGCACAUCUUGAAUGACCUGGCAGAGGAAGACCACUUUGGUCUUAUCACUUUUGAUAGCAGCAUUGUUCACUGGAAACGAGAGCUUGUUCAGGCCAACGAGCAAAAUUUGGAGAGUGCCAAGAAAUUUGCAAGCAACAUUCACGAAAGAGGAUCCACUGACAUUAACAAAGCAGUAUUGGAAGGAGUGCAUAUGCUGAACGCACAUCCCAGAGAAGAUUCAGCGUCUAUCCUUAUACUUCUCACCGAUGGAGACCCUACCUCAGGGGUGACAAAUCUUGAACAAAUACAGUCAAAUGUCAGAAUGGCCAUCGCAGAGAAAUUCCCACUCUACUGCCUUGGUUUUGGUUUUGAUGUAAAUUUUGAUUUCCUUGAGAAGAUGUCCCUGCAGAACAAUGGUGUAGCUCGACGGAUUUAUGAAGACUCUGAUGCUGAUUUACAGCUGAAAGGUUUCUAUGAAGAGGUGGCCACUCCUCUGUUGACAGAUGUGACAAUGACCUAUAAUGGUGCGACCAACCUUACCCAGACUAACUUCAGCCAAUAUUAUAAUGGCUCUGAGAUUGUGGUGGCCGGACAAAUCACCGACAACAGCAUUGAAACCUUCACUCCACAAGUUAUCGCCAUUUCACGCAACAGAAGGAUGAUGUUUUCUGACACAAAUGCUAUUGUGGAGUCCAAUGGAACAGAGUCUGACAGCCACAUCCAGAGGGUUUGGGCCUACCUCACAGUCAAACAGCUUCUGGAGAAAGAGCUGGUGCUAUCUGGAUCUGAGAAAGAGAACGCCAAGAAACAGGCCUUGGAGCUGUCGCUGAAGUACAGCUUUGUAACCCCACUCACAUCAAUGGUGGUCACCAAGCCUCAGGGGGAGAACACAGAUGUGCUCCAUAAACCCAAGGAAGGUGAAACACCAGAGGAAUUUCGACCUAAUGCAGCUGGUGGCCAAGCGUUCUCUGGUCGGAGAAGUCAUGGGGGAUUUCCAGCACAAAUGCCAAAUCAUUUGGUUGUCAAUUCUGCCCCAGAAAUGCUUCCCACUAUUGUGGCAUACAGUGCAACUCAUGUUCCUCGUUCUCACAGAUUUUUGCUAAAAACUGAAAAUCUGUCUCUUCCGCUGUGCUUUGAUGUCACUGGAGAUGUUCGCCUUAAACUACUUCGUCAUCCCAACAGGGGGCUGUCUGUGAAUGGUGACCUUGAUUCAGUACAGAAUGGAGGCUUCAGAAGGAUUGUCAUCCACUUGAAGGCUGACCUGCUCGUUGAUAUUGACACCAGAGAAAUCACUGUACGAGAGGGACAGACACUGGCAAUCCACACUGGACAGGAUAUCAUCACUGCUGGAAGUUUGACAGUGAUUAGACGGGACAAGGAAAUAGACGUUGCAGCUGGAGACACACGCAUGGUCAUCUUAAUUCAUGAGAAGGAUGGCAACGAAUUCCUCUGGCCGAUUUUGAGACAGAAGCCAUUGGACAACAACGUUUCAGGAAUAUUAGCUAUGAAGCCAGCAGUGUAUGAGGAGGUGCAACAAAAUCCCUCAACAAGACUUAAGAUCAAAGAUCUGGAGAUUGACGUUGCCAGGGCCAGUGCUGUUGACUACAGUAUCGUCUCCUCCCCCACACAUGACUGCUGGCUCAUGUCUGCUGAGUCUGCCCUGCAGAGACGCCUGGAUGAUUUCAUUAUUUAACUGGGAACCAUGUUGAAUCGCUCGUAGAUAUUUCAUUUGAAAUAUAAGUGAAAAAACACAAACUAAUUCAUCAUAGAAAAAUAUGUUAACCAGUUACGAACAUGAACCAAUACAAAAUGUAUCUUUGGUUGUCUUGUAUGAACUAAACUAAUUCAUCUAAAGGGUUUGUC
This is a messenger RNA of Cyclopterus lumpus (lumpfish), 2717 nucleotides long. RefSeq names its product inter-alpha-trypsin inhibitor heavy chain H3-like. NCBI's taxonomy places the organism in Eukaryota, Metazoa, Chordata, Actinopteri, Perciformes, Cyclopteridae. The coding region runs from base 1 to 2547 and encodes 848 amino acids. The record is from RefSeq and is a predicted model, not a curated record. The transcript has 20 exons.